Molecule: messenger RNA, 1961 nt
Organism: Periophthalmus magnuspinnatus
Lineage: Eukaryota; Metazoa; Chordata; Actinopteri; Gobiiformes; Gobiidae
Gene: shisa9b
Product: shisa family member 9b
Exons: 4
Coding region: 185-1273 (362 amino acids)
Biological process (GO): regulation of AMPA receptor activity; regulation of short-term neuronal synaptic plasticity
Cellular component (GO): dendritic spine membrane; postsynaptic density; AMPA glutamate receptor complex
Source: RefSeq, a predicted model, not a curated record
GCCAGGGGCACAGCCUCACGCGCUCCCCCCUCAGGAGCGCAUCUCUCUGGGCGCACGGCAGAAGUGGAGACAUUCUCCCAGGAAAAGCGCGCGAGUACGUUACGCAUGGAAGCGGAGCAGCGGUGGAUGUGGUCCAUUUACGCACGGCUCCUGUGUUCCACAGCUGGAUAAACAGAGAGGCAGCAUGCGCGUGGCAGAGCACCUGCUCGUGUACUUUUUGGUCAAAGUCAUGGUGUGCGAUGCGGAGGGCGAGCCGGGUCACACAGAAGACGACUUUUUGAUCGGGUAUAACGACUCUGUAGAGAUCGACACGUCGGAGACUCCACACACUGAGGAUAAAUGUCGGGGGUACUACGACGUGAUGGGUCAAUGGGACCCGCCGUUCGUGUGCAGGACGGGAAACUACUUGUACUGCUGCGGCACCUGUGGAUUCCGCUUCUGCUGUGCAUUCAAAAGCUCACGGCUGGACCAAACCACCUGCAAGAACUACGACACACCACCGUGGAUGAUGACAGGACGACCACCGCCAAAGGUAGACGUGGCUCUUGACGCUUCCAAGGAUAAAACUAACCUGAUCGUGUAUGUGAUCUGCGGAGUGGUGGCCAUCAUGGCACUAAUAGGGAUUUUCACCAAACUCGGUCUGGAGAAGACGCACCGGCCAAACCGUGAAAACAUGUCCAGGGCUCUUGCAAAUGUGAUUCACCACUCUGAAAAUGAUGGUGCAGUUGGGCAACACUAUGAGAAUCUACAGAGCAGAAUGAACAGCCUGCACAAUGACCAACUGAAUAACUCAAGCCAAGCAUCCACACUAAUACCACAGCCUUACCCCGUCCCAGACCUCACCAGCCCCUAUGACCACCAGCUGCCAGUCAAAGACAUCAACACGUACGCCACACUCAAGGCUGUAGCGGAGAAGGUGAACCUGUACAGCUUCAGACAGCAGUCGUUGGAGAUGUCCCUUAAAGGCGGCCUGCCCAUGGAGUCUCUGGAGGAUGUGGAGCCCAGUAACCCAUACAGCCCACCCCGACACCCCUCUCUCAAGCACAGCCGACACAAGCCCCGCCCUCCACGCAGUCACAGCUCUCAGUCUCUGUACUACAGCAACAACAGCCCCGCCCUCCUCCGCUCCUGGGACAGUCGCGACACACUUGGCCUGAGACAAGUCUACACCCCUCAGAAACUGUGUGUGAUAGAGAAGGAGCUCCACACCACGCGCUACAUGCCCCCCCAACCGUACUUUGUCACCAACAGUAAGACUGAGGUGACAGUGUGAGGGGUAACAAGAGACUGUAGACUGUGGAUGGGACCCUUAGCACCCAUAAAGAGGAGAGGGACACGAGAACCUCUGAACUAAUGUGGAGCCAGUGUGUAGUUUGCACAGUUGAUGUUGUCCAUGGAAUUUAAGGCUAACCAUACUCUGGUUGGUUUGAAAAGACAUGUUUUUGCUUUGAACUUGGUCUGAUGUUUGGUAAUUUGUUGUUGACAUGUAAAGAUUGUUUACUUUAAUUGAAGAUACAAGAAAAAUGUGUCCAAGUUUGAAUGCAUAUAGAAAGUGAUGCUAGUUUUGGUCUUAAGUUCCAGUUAAAAUGAAAUGCAAAGUUGUUUUCACAUGAUUCAAGUGGGAAUGAGGCUGUUAAAGCACAAUACAUACUAUCUAUAUCUGCACAAACAUAUUCAACACCUGCUUUUUAUUUCACUAAAUCACCACAGACUGUUGAUAGUAUUUUACUACUAAUGCAAAACUAAUGUUUUCUUGUUGGUUUGUAACUGUCAGAACUGAACGUGCAUCAUGUGAUGGUUGUCUCUGAGGCUCUACACGUAAUAAGUUAAACAAUAAUGUUUAUUACGUAAUUAAUUACAAUUUUUUGUAAAGGAUUGGAGCAAAUACAAAUCUCAACAUAUAAUAGAUAUUCAUUAUACCAAACUGUAAGUGUUAAUUAAAAUGAUAAUUUAUAGAAAGC